AUGCUAAACUUUACAACAGAAGAAGUGCUGAAGAGAAUCGAACCACAAGAGUACUCUCUCGCGCUGGAGGGUCCAGUUCCUGGUAUCAACCUUUUGAAGGCAUGGACUCCUCCACCGUACAAACGCAUUUUCAAGGUAGAUGAAAUGUAUCAACUAUUCUCAAAAGAAUGUAUUGCUAUGAUUGGAGACUCUACGGAUCGACGGGCUGCCGAUACGCUUCAUAUACUUCUUUCCAACCGCAAUAAUGUCUCUGGAAUUGAGAAAUAUUUGCAUGAUUAUCAGGACGGUCACAUUGAUCAGACCCGUGACAAUUUGGUGGAUGGGGCCAUCCGAAGAAAGAAAUGUUACCCUGGUACGAUCGACAAUAUUUUUCUACCAACGUACGAUGAUCUGCUUGGGUAUAAGCAUCACAAGCAAAAAAACUACACAAUCAUUGUUGCAGCCACAGGGCCGUGGAACCAUAUUGGUAAGCCAAAGUGGUAUACUCCCAAAGAGACACGAGAAUAUGUGCAGCAAGUAAUCCAUCAUCUUCACAACGAAAUCCCAAAGGAUAUACUGUUCAUCUGGAAAACCUCUGUUUGGUCUAGGUUUGGUGAUUGGAAUGAGCUGAAGGACAACGAAACCAUCAAUGUCAAGGGCAAUAACUACUUGGUUCAUUACGCCAAUCAGGUUGCCAAAGAUACUAUUCGAGCGAUCAAUUCUACCAGACGAAUUGUUUUGGACUUUUCUACAGAAAUCGCUCCUUAUUCGUUUGAGCAAAGGGCGCCUACCAAUAUGGCUGCCGAAAAUGACGAUGCUGUUCGGUGGCACUUGGGACCGAAGGGUCGUGUGUUGUUUGCACAAAUGCUGGCAUGGGAAGUUGCUCGUUACCGGAAAACCACGCUACUUUCCCCAGUAAGAAUGGAGAAUCAUUCUCAAAUUUCGAAUGACAUGCCCCAUGGGUCGGCAGCAGAAGAACUAGAUUCUGAAACACGAACCAUUCUGUUCUUUAUUGGAGUUUUCCUGAUAGUACUGUAUGGAAUCAAGAUGCGAUGGAGCUCCUGGAGAUCUAGGACUCCUCGCUAG
Molecule: messenger RNA, 1065 nt
Organism: Cylindrotheca closterium
Lineage: Eukaryota; Bacillariophyta; Bacillariophyceae; Bacillariales; Bacillariaceae
Source: the annotation of a GenBank genome assembly